UUUACAGCUACGCCGGCUGCGCUCAUCUCUAAUUCACGCACAUCUGAUUUGUUUUCUGCUAAACGUUUAACUGCGGAGAAUUGUUUUAUUUUCGCUGUUAAUUGCGAAAUGGUGAAUGAUAAAAAGCGGCGUUCACGUUCCCGGGAACGUUACAGAGACGAACGUGGCGCGGCCACUGCCGACAGAGAUCGGGAGCGCGAACGGGAACGCGAGCGACAACGGGACAGAGAUGCGCCGAGACACAGAGAGCGGGAUCCGCGCGACAGGCAGACGGACAGGGAGAAGGAGCGCCGGCAGCGACGCUCGCGUUCCAGGCAAGAGCGUGCCAGACGGAACGGACGCUCGCCGGAGCGCCAGCGUCAGGUGCGCGAACGGUCGCGGGAGCGUGGAGCACGCAACGGCGAGCCAGAGAAGAAGCCCAAAUUGGACAAUUCGGCGUCCGUUAAGCCGGAAGAUGAACAACUCGAACACAAAGGCGAUGUCAAGCAAAAGAAGGAGCCGCUGUCACUGGAGGAGUUGCUGGACAAGAAGAAGCGCGAGGAGGAGGCGCGCAGCAAGCCCGUUUUUCUGACCAAAGAGCAACGUGCCGCCGAGGCGAUCAAGCGCCGCCAGGAGGAGGUGGAGCGCAUGCGCGCCGCCCGCGAUGCCGCGCGGGAUCAAAUGCAAUCGGCCAACAACAGCAGGACCAUCAGCGGCAUAGCCACAGCGUCGGCAUCGCUGCCCGUCGCCAUGGCGCCGCCGCCACCGGCGCCCUUGAAAUCCGAGCGACGCGAACGUGGCGGAGAUCGCGGCGGCGGCGGCGGCGGUGGCGGCGGGGGCGGUGAACGGGAUCGCGACAGGGACAACAAACGUGUUGAGGAUCUGACGCACAAGGACAAGGAGAAGGAACUGGAGGCCAUACGCGAACGCUAUCUGGGCAUUGUGAAGAAGAAGCGACGUGUGCGACGCCUCAACGAUCGCAAAUUUGUGUUCGACUGGGAUGCUGGCGAGGACACCUCCAUAGAUUACAAUAAUCUGUACAAGGAACGGCAUCAUGUGCAGUUCUUCGGACGUGGCAACGUCGCCGGCAUUGACAUCAAGGAGCAGAAGCGGACACAGAGCAAAUUCUAUGGGGAUCUGCUCGAGAAGCGGCGCACCGAAGCGGAGAAGGAACAGGAGAAGGUGCGCCUGAAGAAGAUGAAGCGCAAGGAGGACAAACAAAAGUGGGACGAUCGACACUGGUCCGAGAAGGAAAAUGACGAAAUGACCGAACGCGAUUGGCGCAUCUUCCGCGAGGACUACAACAUUACCAUCAAGGGCGGCAAAAUACCCAAUCCCAUACGCAGCUGGAACGAGUCCGGCUUUCCGCCCGAGAUAAUAGAGAUCAUCGACACGGUCGGCUACAAGGAGCCCACGCCUAUCCAGCGACAGGCCAUUCCCAUCGGUCUGCAGAAUCGCGAUAUUAUUGGCGUCGCCGAGACGGGCUCCGGCAAGACCUUGGCCUUCCUCAUACCGCUGCUCUCGUGGAUUCAGUCGCUGCCCAAAAUCGAGCGUCUGGAGGAUGUGGAUCAGGGCCCGUAUGCCAUUAUAAUGGCGCCCACCCGCGAACUGGCCCAGCAAAUCGAGGAGGAGACCAUCAAAUUUGGCCAACCCCUGGGCAUACGCACGGUCGUCGUUGUCGGCGGCCUGUCCAGGGAGGAGCAGGGCUUCCGUUUGCGUCUGGGCUGUGAGAUUGUCAUCGCCACGCCGGGUCGUCUGAUCGAUGUGCUGGAGAAUCGUUAUCUGGUGCUCAACCAGUGCACGUACAUUGUGCUGGACGAGGCGGAUCGUAUGAUUGACAUGGGCUUCGAGCCGGACGUGCAGAAGAUUCUCGAGUAUAUGCCGGUCACAAAUCUCAAGCCCGACUCCGAGGAGGCCGAGGACGAAAAGAAGCUGAUGGAGAACUUUUACACCAAGAAGAAGUACAGGCAAACGGUCAUGUUUACGGCGACAAUGCCGCCGGCUGUGGAGCGCUUGGCGCGCUCCUAUCUCCGGCGACCGGCCACGGUCUAUAUCGGUUCCGUCGGCAAGCCGACGGAGCGCACCAACCAGAUCGUGUACAUGAUGGGCGAGAAUGACAAACGCAAGAAGCUCAUGCAGAUCCUGUCCGCCGGCAUUGAGCCGCCGGUCAUCAUAUUCGUCAACCAGAAGAAGGGCGCCGAUGUUCUGGCCAAGGGCCUGGAGAAGCUCGGCUACAAUUCCUGCACGCUGCACGGCGGCAAGGGCCAGGAGCAGCGUGAGUAUGCUCUAGCAUCGCUCAAAAACGGCUCCAAGGAUAUACUGGUGGCCACCGAUGUGGCUGGUCGUGGUAUCGACAUCAAGGACGUCUCGCUGGUCAUCAACUACGAUAUGGCCAAGUCCAUUGAGGACUAUACGCAUCGUAUUGGCCGCACGGGUCGUGCAGGCAAAACGGGCGUGGCCAUCUCCUUUGUGACCAAGGACGACAGCGGCCUGUUCUACGACCUGAAGCAGUGCGUCACAGCCAGCCCGGUGUCCGUGUGCCCGCCCGAGCUCACCAACCAUCCGGAGGCGCAGCACAAGCCCGGCACCGUCGUCACCAAAAAGCGACGCGAGGAGAAAAUAUUUGCUUAAGCUCA
Drosophila montana is the source of this 2615-nucleotide messenger RNA. RefSeq names its product probable ATP-dependent RNA helicase DDX23. The record is from RefSeq and is a predicted model, not a curated record. Bases 109 to 2610 code for a protein of 833 amino acids. Lineage: Eukaryota; Metazoa; Arthropoda; Insecta; Diptera; Drosophilidae. Gene Ontology annotation, cellular component: catalytic step 2 spliceosome. Gene Ontology annotation, molecular function: RNA binding; RNA helicase activity; ATP binding. Gene Ontology annotation, biological process: mRNA splicing, via spliceosome. The transcript is spliced from 2 exons.